AUGCCCCGACCCAAGCCCGCCGCUGCCGGUGGUGGCGGCGGCGGCUGGCUCUCAGGGUGGGGGUGGGACCUCAUGCUCGGAUCGAUCGCCGCGUUCUACGCCGUCAUGGCGCCCUACACCAAGGUGGAGGAGAGCUUCAACGUGCAGGCCAUGCAUGAUAUUCUUUAUCACAGUUAUCACAUCGAGAAGUAUGAUCAUUUAGAAUUUCCUGGAGUUGUUCCUCGAACAUUUAUAGGAGCAUUUGUUAUCUCUAUUCUGUCAUCACUGGCAGUCUUUGUAUUGCGUUUACUUCAUGUUCCAAAGUUCUAUAGUCUUCUUACAGGUAAAAAAGAAGUUUGGCCAUCAAGCAGAAGCAUUCUUUGUGGUACUAACUGCUAUCCAGUUUCACUUGCUGUUCUACUCAAGCCGUCCGCUUCCAAAUAUCUUUGCUUUAGCUUUAGAUAUAAUAACCGAAAGAAAGCUGGGUGGAAUUUGCUUUAUAUUCUCAUGCUUGGUGCCUUUCUUGUCAGUCUAGGAUACUCUACUGUGACUUUUAUGGCAUCCUACAACAAUUAUCCUGGUGGCUAUGCUUUAAAGGCUCUACACGAAGCAGAUUCUUCAGUGAAGGAAAAGAUGGUACAUAUUGAUGCCUUCACUGCGAUGAGUGGGGUUUCUUGUUUCUGUGAAAAUGAAUAUCCUUGGAGAUACUCUAAGGAGGAAGAAAUUCCCAUUGAAGAAUUUGAGAAAAGGAAUUUCACCUAUCUACUGAAUGAACACCGCUCCAUUGGUGGCUACCGGUGCUUGUUUGCUGUCGAUGGAUUCUCCAGAGUAAAACUUAAGCCCCAAAUUCCCCCGCUCUCUCUGGUGAAAGAACCCAAGGUGUUUGCACAUGGGAAUAUGAGAGACCCUGACAUUCUUUCACUGAAUUGGCCCGGUUGUCCUUGA
This is a messenger RNA of Miscanthus lutarioriparius, 924 nucleotides long. The record is from the annotation of a GenBank genome assembly. NCBI's taxonomy places the organism in Eukaryota, Viridiplantae, Streptophyta, Magnoliopsida, Poales, Poaceae.